Molecule: messenger RNA, 2733 nt
Organism: Annulohypoxylon truncatum
Lineage: Eukaryota; Fungi; Ascomycota; Sordariomycetes; Xylariales; Hypoxylaceae
Product: MAD-domain-containing protein
Exons: 2
Coding region: 178-2451 (757 amino acids)
Biological process (GO): attachment of mitotic spindle microtubules to kinetochore; mitotic spindle assembly checkpoint signaling
Cellular component (GO): kinetochore; mitotic spindle; nuclear envelope
Source: RefSeq, a predicted model, not a curated record
GACUAGCCCGCGCUUUACAGCAUUGCCAGGGCAGCUGCAAACAACAAAAACAACUUUAGCGGCUUUGUUAAGAUCACGACUUUCUAAGGUUUAGAGGAACCUGCCAAUUUCAUCUUUUACUUUAAUGGAAGCAAACAAUACCAAAUAUAGUAGUCUUCGGCAAUUGUUAUUAGCUCUAUGUCGGGCCCAUUCAGACAAAGCGCUGGUAGCGCUUCAAUUCCAUCUAGGUCAAGAGUGACCUCGUUUCGCGCCUCGUUACAGAAAGCAAACCAACCAUCCUAUAACUUCUUCACCGGCUCCGAAGAGGUACCGACAACAUCCAACCAUGCUAGGCCUUCUUCGCGACAAAGCCACGCCGGCGCCGAGUCCCAACGGGCGUCGUCGCAUGAGAGCUCCAAGGAGAACCUUGCGCCACCCGAUGCAGAGGAGUAUGAGACUCAGCGGCGAAGAAUAGAAGAACUCAAGGCCGAACUCGCCGCCGUCCGCUUUAAGGUUGAGAAUUACGAGCAGGAGAAAGAAAUGAUCGCCCUGCAACACGAUAACGAACUACGAGAUGUGCGUCGGAAAGCCGAGGACGACUUCAAGCAGAAACAGGCGGCCGAAGGGGAUAAGAACAAGGCCCAGCGACUUUGCGAAAGCGUACAAGCGGAACUGCGAGAGCUGAAAGAGAACUCUGCAGGCGAAAAGCUCGAGGUAGAGAAGAAGGUCCGGGACGCUGAAGAUGAAGUGCGUCUAUUGAGAGAGCAGUUGGAGGACUUAUCGGCUGUAAAGGAAGAAGGGGAGAGGAUGACCCAGAAACGAGUUAACGAUAUGGAGACACAAUUAAAAAACCUUCGAGCGACUAUCCAAGGACUGGAGCAAGACAACCAGGCCCGAGAAUCUUCGAUGCAUACCAUUCAGCAGCAGCUUGCGGAUAAGGAUAAGCUCAUUGGUGAUCUAGAGGCCGAAGUUCUACGGUUAAAGGCACAGACAGGCGAUGCCGAGACCAUCGCCAUUAUCCGCCGCGAACUCACCGAGCAAGUGCAACAUAUUAGGUCCCUUGAAUCGAAGAACGCCAAGCAGCACGCCGAAUUAACACAUCUACGUCAGAUACACAAGGCUGUCGAGGUUGUAGAAGAAGAGAAGCGAUCGCUUCAACGAAGGCUCGAGGCUGCCGAAGCCUUAGAACCUGAACUUAACGAAGCUCGACUUCAAAGACAACGAUUAGAAGACGAACGUCUGGCUUGGACCGCGUACCUGCAGAAUGCUAGUGCGGAUGGUGGAAUUAUGGAAUUUGAUUCUCCCCAGGAUGUUGCACGUGCGUUAGUCGAGGAGAGAUACAACUCGGCGUCCCUCGUUGAAAAGCUCGGCGAGAUGCAACCCCAGAUCGCGGAGCGGGAUGAAAUCAUUAAAGCUCUAGAAAGCGAGAAGAAGAUCUGGGCUGCUCAGAUUGAAAAGUUGAAGACGGCUAGUGCUCCUGUAUCGGCAACCAAGGCACAGGCUCGAAUAGAGCGCCAGCGUGCCCUUGCUAUCAAGGAAGUUGAAUAUCUGCGUGCUCAGCUCAAGGCCUUCGAUGCGGAAGAUGAAACCUUCAACUCCGAGAAUUUCGACCAGAGCAAAGUUGACCGGGUUGCCGAGCUCGAACAGCUUGUCGACAAAUACAAGGAGGAAGUACAGUCUCUGCAUAAGGAACUCUCCACUAUGGAAUCGUCCGCCAACGUAGGAGAGCCUUCGCUGGGCUCUAAGCGUAGCCGAUCUGACGAGUCAGAAAGCGAGCAACUCGGCGAAUUAAAUAGGAAACGUCGUAUGCUAGCCGACGAGCUCUCGGAAGUAAAAACUCAUUAUCAAGUCCUACAGAAAGAGCAUGAAGUUCUUCAAUCACGCCUCGCCGCUGCCGAAUCUACAAACAAAACGCGUAUACUAUCGCUACGCUCGAACCCUACCUCCGAUUUCGAAGCGAUCAAGAUGUCCACACUCCAAGCUCUUAAACAAGAGAAUAAGGAGCUGCUAGCACAGCUCCAAAAAGAAGCUCGACGCAACCCUAAUCCGAACAUCGCUUUGAUUCCAGCAUCGCAGCUAGCAGCAGCGCGUCGCGAGAUCGAGGAGGCGCAGAGGGAAACGGCGUCUGCCCAAAAGACGACGAGGCGUCUGAAGGAGGUGUGGGCUGCCAAAUCACAGGAGUUCAAGGAAGCCAUAUUUAGUACCCUGGGAUGGACCGUGACGUUCAUCCCCAACGGCAAGAUGCGCGUCGAGAGCUUAUAUUACCCCAGCACUUCAGACGAGCAGGAGAAUAGCAUCGUCUUCGAUGGCGAGCGCGGUACUAUGAAGGUCGCCGGAGGCCCACAGAGCCAGUUCGCUAGGCGUAUUCAAGAUCAGAUACAAUUCUGGGUCCGCGACAAGGGCUGCAUACCUGGGUUCCUGGCCGCGCUUACGCUGGAAUUCUACGAGGAGCAUACUAGGGUUAGUCGAUGAGCUGGUUGCCCUAGUGUUUAUGAUAAGUUAAGGAGUCGAAGGGUAUGGGUACCACACUACCUCGAUGGUGGAAGAACGACUUUCUGUUUACGCGGCAUGACAUGGCAUGGUCUAGCAUGUAAUGAUACUUAGCUAUAAGCUGGAACGUACGCCGGCGUUCGGGGUCAUUUGGUUAUAUCCAAAACCGAGUUGCUCGGUCGAAGUGGUUAUUUGCUUGCUUCCACGAAGUCCAGACGAUUAACGUAAUUUAAACAUGAAAACAUUUGCCUCUAGUAAGAAAUC